AUGGCGGACGUUUUGAUGAAUGGGUUUUGGAACCACAGGGAAUUGUAUAGCUCGUUGCAGAUAUGUUCUCAGGAAUACAUUUGCAAGGAGAGAGUAGAUGAAGGUAAAUUUUUUAAUAACACUUCACCAAUGAUAAGAUCUGCCCCGAUAGAGCGUUCAAUGCAAACAUACAGCGUACGCAACCGAAGCACCCACAUCUCUCCAUCUUUCAAGUGCCACAAUGUUACGGAACUAUCCUUGGUUUAGUCUUCGGGAAAUCAGAUCUGUGUUUAAUUGAGAUAAACGACGAUUCGUUAUUUAUAAUGAGUACAUUAAUUACAGAAUUUUGGAUUAUCUUUAUCUCGCGCGCACGUGGGAUGAAUGAAGCUGUUGAUCUGGUAUUGUCUCACUGUCACAUGUACAUGUCGCGUGCACGGCAUUGAAACAAAUAUGCAAACAAAUAAAUGAAAGGAACAACAAAGUUAGGGGUACCUAACGGUAAAACGUGUCCUGUUUGCCUUGUGCCGUAGAUGGAUCCGGUGAUUAAUUUCUAUUAGGAAAUUAAAAUGACUCUUGAAUGAGGAUCAUAUAGGAUUAGUUUUUCCUUAGAUCAGAGUACAUAUAAAUACUUCCAAAGGUGUUUUCUCAGAAAUAAAAGUUGAUCAAAGUUUCCUGAAAUUUCCCCUACCAAUCGCUGUCUAGGUAGGCCACCAGGCUUGUAAAAGAGUUGUGAUUGGCCAAAUCAAAAUAACCAGUAUGCAAGUAAAGUAUAGGUCUCUGGGAUUGUUUAAGAACACAAGGCCAUUGUACUUGUUGAGCUGAUCCAUUGAUUUAGGAGAAAUUGAUCCUAUCAAGUUAUCAAAAUGUACACAUGCCUAUUCACAACAUUUGUGUUGUUCUGUGAAUUACAGAGUUUGUAGUGAAUUGCCAUGGGGUCACCUUUGAAUAGGAAUCAAAUUAAUGAACUUCUUUUCAGCUGCAAGAUGUUCUACUGGUACCCCUCUUAUGAAAUUGCAGUAGUCUUAUGAGAGUUAGCAUCAAGCUUGUGAAAAUAUUGAUAUAUUCUACUUUUUUUUUUUUUUUAGAUGACAUAAAAGACACUAUCAGCAAGCUGAACUCUCUUGUCUUUAAAGCAAAGCUACCACAUCUCUGGUCAGAGGCUGCCAUCAUCAAGAGAGUUGUUUAUAGAAAUGGAAACCAGCACAGAAAGCAAUUCUAUUUCCAAGGAUUGAAAAGGGUACUAUCAUGAUUAAAUUGCACAUAUGAGAUAAAUACUUUCCAUUCCUGCAGUUAAGUUUUGUUCCUCAGCAAAACAGAACUUCUUUCACUUUUCUGUAUACAUUCUUAUUUACAGAUUGUUAAAAGUCUGAGCAGGCUGCGAGAAACAGAAAUUUAUAACAAGAUGAUUGAUUUAAGAAACACCUUUCCCAGGUAUACAGUAUAUCUACAACUUUUAAACAGAAUCCUGUAGAUUGUUUAAGCCAGCAUAUGUAGAGUGAAAUGCUAAAAAAAAACGUUCAGAAACAUGCUCUGUUUCCUCAUUAAAAUAAUCUCUCAUUACUAUUCUCAUCACUUGGAUAAUGUGUGGAUGGAUGGUGUAUGGAGAUGUUUCAUAUUUAAAAAAAACUUGCACAAGUUAAAGGUUUUAAUAAGCAGAAAAUGCAGGCGAAGUGUGAAGUUCUCUUUUCUUAUAGGCUUUCCAAGAAUGGGUUUUUUGUUAAACCACCAUCAACCCUUCCUUCUUUUGGAUCUGUUGUCAGUAUUCUUGGUUGUCUUGUUGGAGCAGCUCAGCUUACAUUUCAGGUGCCCUUUCUUUUCUGUCUUUUGCUGAAGAAUGCCAAAUGUGUUUGUAAGCCUUCUGGAUAUGUAAAGUCCCCUCAAAAUGUCUUUCGAAAAAAAAGUAUGAUGCAAAAUCCUUCAGCUGUUUUGACACAUUUAUUUUCCACCUGUAGGGGGCACAGGUGAUUAAUUUUUAUCCAUAUUGAUAUUAAUUCAUUGAUUUUUUCGGUUUUAUCAUCUGAGUUGAUAAAGAAAUGAAAAGUGGUCUCUGUUAAGAGAUUGUAAAGCUGAAGUUUCCAGCAUGAGCCCUCACAUUUGCCACGAGGAAGGGCUAAUUCCUUAGGAACUCCUUACAGAGGCCACUUCACACUAUCAACUCAUUUUAUAUGACCAAAUUGUGUUGCUUUACUCCCCCCCCCCCCCCACUAACACAGCCCUACAGGUUGUUUAGAAACCUACCCCCUUUAUCCCAUUGUUUACUCACAGUUAUCAUUUGAAUCACUGAUUUUGUGGCUCUGGUGACCAGCUGUGGCUAAAUUGUUUGACUAGCCAAAAUAUUAGUAAUUGUUAUUGUUUAAAUUUUUUGUUGUUGAAUUUUCCACAGAUAUUGUCUUUAUGCCAACAGACAUUUCUAUAUCCUUUCUUCCACUACUUUAUUAGAUAGUAGAACGUUAUGAAAUCCUUUUACAACAAGAACUCAUUUAUGAUGAAUGAUAAUGACUGGUCUGCCUGAAUUGUUGUUGGUGCUUUUGUUGUUGUUUGAUGAAAGUAAAGUUGGAUUUAUGUGUUUAACAUGGUACACUAAAGAAUGCUUUGUGAAUUGGAUUUGUUAGCACAUUUGUAUCUUAAACAGCUACAGAUUCAGUGUAGGUUCUGGAUAUAGAUUGUCAGGAAUAUCUGUAAAAUGUACGAACAUGUAUGUUGACCCUUAAGAGUGACUGAAGUCUUAUUUCUCCUCACUCCCCUGAAUUGCACAUUAAGGUCACAAGGAUAAUAGAAAUGAUUACCACCUAAAGAAGCUCUUGAUUGUUAAACAAAUUCUCCUUGAAGAAUAUGAAGAAUAUGCAAACUGAUGUUUGUGUGUAGAAUGUUAAAAAAUGAUAAAAGUGAAGGUAGUAGGAAAGUGUUUAACCCUUUAACUCCUAAGAUCUUGACUGUCAAUUCUCUCUUCUUGCUGCUACUCAAUUCCUUGCAAACUAGUUACGAGAAUUUGUUGUAAGAUCAAGAUAAAAACUUCUUGUUGAUGUGUAAGUAUUCUCAUCAACUGUUUGCUAGAAAACAUAUGGAUGUCACAGGCAGAAGUUACAUGUUAGUCACUUCUGGGAGUUAAAGGGUUGAAUGGUCCUCUCCAGAAUCAAGAAAUAUGGGGAGUUGUGUAAGGAAGUGCAGUUUGCUAAGAGCAAUUCCAAAAGAGAACAUUGUUAAACUUACACUUUGUGUAAAGAGGGGGGUGAUGGAAUCCAUAAGAUCCAACCCUUAACUGUUGUUAGGUAUUCUUGCGCGGAGUUGACCAAAGGUUUUUUUGUAACUUUCCACUUGACGUGUGUUUCAAGUUUAAGUAGGGUGUGGUGAGUAUCCAUUUGUCUUGAUCGCAAGAAGGUACUAAUAGCAUUGUUUACAGUAUUGCAAUUUGCAUUUUUUUACAAAAUCCCUAGGUGCAUUUUUUCCUCGAUUGAUUUUAGGUCAAGGUAAACAGUCUGAAAAAAAAGUUAUUUUUCUGUCAUUUGGCGCAAAGGUUUUUGAUAAAGAGGUCUAAGAGCAGACAACAGAGGCAAGAAAUGGCGAGAAGUUAAACACAUAUUUUAUUACAACUUAAAUAUAUAUUUGUUACAACUUAAAAAGUGUAAGCAAUAAUGUGAAAACAGAAGUAUCUUUGCGCUUAGGAGACAUUUUGUGGGUCCGUUUAAGGAUACGGGGAAAUAUAUGCUAGGUCCGCAUUAGAGUAGCUGUAGAAGCGUUUGUAAAUCUAUCUGAUUUCUGAUCUCUUCUUUUAGGGUCUUUUUAAAAGAUUUUAUGCACUCCUUAUCACAGUGUUACGACGUUCUGUUCCCAUGGAUUAGUCUCUUAGAAAAUACGAAGACGGUGAGAAUUAGAACGUGGGAAGUGGCCCACCACAUAGGGUACUAGAUUUUACCCUCAGACUGUCAAAGUGAAAGGCAACUUGAAAUACUAGAUGUUUCCAUUUUUCUGCACGAGACGAAUCUGAAUGUCGAGGACUAAUGCUCUUAACACCUGUUUCUUGAAAUUAGCGGUAAAUUUACGAGCCUGAAGCCAUAUUUAAAUCACUAUUUAAGGGAAUAAUAGUGGGUGUCUCAGCUAAGAAAAAGCACUGGCUUUUGUUUUUUUAUUGCAUGUUUGAGUCUCAAACCUAUCAAUAUCUCGAUCUUGAAUGCAAACAGGUUUCUUAAAAAUCACCCUUUCGCGCCUGUAAAAUUACUAAGACUUUCGAGGAAACGUUCACUCGAGUACGAAAAAUCUCGUAGCUGCAGAAAUCUCCCAAUUCUUCACUUUUCUGAUUUACCUCUUCUAAGUGAUUGGCUGAAGGGUUGUAGUUGUUCUCCCUCGACAAAUUUCAUAAAAGUAAGGCGAGUGAAAAUAGAUCAGUAGAAGAGAUCAGACUGCAUUUUAUGAGAGAAUCUCAAAAUAAUUUUACCUAUAUCUUGUACUUAUAGGAGACUACCAUUAGUCCUACCUUUUUGGUGGAUUCCGUCGCGCGAGUCGAAAGAAAUGUAACCAAAAAGAAAAAAAAUUGAUGCUAGGACGCUGCGCUGAACUCUGGGAGUGAGUACUUUUCGUGCGCUUCACUCCCAGAGUUCAGCACGGCGCGAUAACAUCACUCUCUUUUUUUCGCUAAUCUUUUUUUUGACUUAUUCUUUAGAAUUAGCUAAGAGGGAGGGAUUGUUCGUGGUCUAUACUGAAAAAGGCAUGAAACUUUUCAUUGUCAGGAAGAAAGUCCUGAGGCAAAAGAUCUUCCGAACAGUCUCAAAAUAUGGCCUCACCCACUGGAAGGUGAACGCCCCAAUCAAAAGCUGAACAGGUGCAGUUGCUGUUGUUGUAUUUAGUGCAUUUUUUUUUCUUUCAGGUAUAGAAAGGUAAAAACUAAAUGAUACGUCCACAGGUGGUAACCAUUCGGCCAAAUAGAGUUUGCAAAUACAUGACUUUUUUCUGUUUUUUUUUUCCUGUUCCCGUACAGCACAUCUAGGACUCCACCUGCGAAGUCGUCAACACCUGGAGCUCUGGAUAAAUUGUUUGGAUCAACACCAAGAGGUCAUCUUCAAGGUAACAGUUACAGUGAGUAUCAGAAAACUAUGAACAAUCACGAUAUAAUUCAAGACGUACGGGGAAGCUUCAAAUCCGGAGCUAGUUACCAUUUCUGUUUGCUGUUUAGUUUUCUCGCGCCUGAUUGGCACUUUCCCUGGAACAAAAUAACAUUCUGCCGUUCAUGGUUUUCUGAGUUCUACAAUCCGGUCAAAGAGUCCAAGUAACCGUCGUCGUUACUGAACAUUUUCUUACAAAUUAGGUUUUUAAAAAAAAGGUAAGGUUAAGUCUAUACACAAGCCAAGUGGUUCGUAAGGUGCCAGAGUUCAUUGCGGCCUUCGUGUAAUGAAGCGACUAAGAGUAUUACUAUCCUUCCCCCCCCUUGGAUAGGAUGUUGGUUCAUCGCAGGUUCCCCACACCACUCCCCUCCCCUCACCUUGCUGUCAGGCUUCCCGAAAAUUUUCUGUUACUCAUCUAUACUCUUGGGCGGAGAGAGACACUAUGUCUUUUUCAAGAACACAACAUAAGACAGUGACCCGGUUAGGUCUCGAACCCAGACCUCCACUGCUCUAACUGUUGGACCUCCAUGUUCUCAAUAUAGACUAGGUAAAAGAACUAUAAAAGUUCUAUAAUGAAGAUGACACCUUACUGCUGAUAAGUUUUUCUAUUCUCUGUAUAAUGUAUUGAAACUGUGGGGAGAAGUUGCCUGUUAAUCAUUAUUGCAAAUUAAAGUGUUAUGAAAUAAAUUGGUUUUUGAGCGUCCAGUUCACUGCACGACACUCUCUUCUUUCAAAGUGUUUAUACACUUCAGCUGAAAGAUUUAUUUUUUGAAGAAAUGUUAACAUAUGUACAAUUUCCUUUAGACUCUUCAUCCAGGAUCUCCGAAACAAUUGUCGAUUCGUUGACAAAAUCACCAGUUGACUUUGGGGAGUCGUACGUUCCUGACGAAAUCACCAAAUCACUGAAGGUACAGUUCAGUACAUGCAUCGGUUGCAAAUGAGCUUUGGUAGCCGGCAGACCAGUUAAAACUCUGUUGAUUGUGUCGUAGUACCCUUUUAUUUUCUUUUGCUCGGAGGUCUUUUCGAUGGCGAAUCCAGUUUUGAAGAGCUUUGCAGUGCUUAUCGGGUUCAGCUAUCCUUUCCUUACUCGUUAGGCCGCGAAUGGCGUUUAAUGUAAGGGGCACCAUACACGCAAACAAUUCUUUAUGUAGGAGAGUGGGGCAUAUUGAAUUGAAGGAGGCUAACUCUCAGUUAACGUAAAAUUCUCUAGUUUGACGGUUAUUUUGUGAGUGCACGGUGUGCGUGCGUGUUUCUUUUCUCUUUUUUACUUUUUCUUUAUUUCUUUUUCUUUUUUUUCGUUUGCCUUUUUGACUCAGUUGAGACCCCCUUUUGUUAAUCGCUUGAUCUUGUAAAUGGAGAAGUCAUUUCAAAGCGGUAAAAAAUCGAGAGUAAAUUCUGAUUCACUCCAAUAUAUUUUAAAUUCCAUUAGCAACGAAAAGCGUCAACGAUAGAUGAGGAUUUCCAGCCUAAAAGAAAAUUAUUUAGUGAAAAUCCUGAAGAGCUGAAAAGGGAAUCGACAGCAAAGUUAGACUCUAAAAAGGAAGGAGCAGAGAUGAUAGCCAGUGAGGUUUCCAAUACACGAACAAGGAUCAAGGAGAAGUUAAAAAGGCCUCUUCAAAGAGCCGGGCUUCGAAGACGCUCAUAUUCAAAGACGUGUUUAUUUGGAAAUAAAACUUGGAAACAAGCCGUAGAGAGGGCGAAGCGAAGGAAGUUAGCGAAACGUGGUCGGAAGGCUAAGGGGAACGUGACAGGAUCAAGCACAGGUGCGGCAGGAGGGAAUGAAGGAAGAAAAAUAAAGAAACAAGAGAGAAAGAGUGGAAAAGAUGACACAAGUUUAAAAGUGGAUAUUACAAAAGAACACAGCAAGGAUGGAACUGUUAAAGAGGCGAAAAUGAAAGCAAAAACGGUGAGGAAACGGAGACAUCGAAGGAAAAUCAAGAGCCACAUGGAGGGGUCAAGCAAAGGGGUCUCAAGGGAAAAAGAUGGAAAUAAAAUGAAAAAGCGACAGAAACAUAGUGGAAAAGAUGGCACCAUUUUAAAAACGGAGACCACAAAGGAACACAGCAAGGAUGGAACUGUUAACGAAGCGAAAACGAAAACGUUGAGGAAACGGAGACAGGGAAGCAAAAUCAAGGAUGGCACUCUUGCGAAAAAAAGAAGAAAAGAAGCUUACAAUGAUGGAGGAAGAGAAUUAUUAAACCGAAGAAGGAAAAAGAAUAUAGCUGCAAGGCAAGAUGCAGUUCAAAAGAUUACAAGGAAAGGCAAAAAAAGUCGCGAUGAAAUGGGAAAGAAAGGGAAACAGAAAAAAAUUGGCGAAGAUGAAUUUGCUAUGGAGAAGCCAAGAAUUCAAGGCCAUAAUAUAGACUCGAAAGGAGUGGAAGAGACGCUGAACCUCGGAACAAGCUAUCACGCAACAGAGGCGGGAGAGAACAAGAACAACAACAAAACCUACGGUAGAAAUAAAACACUUACACUGGAAAAAAGAAAGAGAAAAACUGGAAAACACGACACAAAACAAGAAAUGGAGACCAAACAAAAUGCGAUACUUGAAGGGAGAAAACGCAGAAGAAAAGGAACAGCAGAACAUGCAGAUUAUAUGAAUGACAUUGACCAGAUUUUUAGCGUUUUGAGUGAUUAAAUAAUCGACGCUUUUUGGCCCAACAAAAUUCGUUUGCUUUAUGUACGGC
Molecule: messenger RNA, 7762 nt
Organism: Pocillopora meandrina
Lineage: Eukaryota; Metazoa; Cnidaria; Anthozoa; Scleractinia; Pocilloporidae
Source: the annotation of a GenBank genome assembly